GGUUGAUACGCCAUUUUUGUGGCGUAAUAACUCGAGUUAUUGCAUGUGUGCACUGAAAAUGGCUGGAAAUCCUUCAAAACUUGAAACUUAAAGAGAAUGGCUAGAGAUGAUGCUGAUGGAGAGGGAAAAGAUGACAAAGUUGAUACAGGCAACAAAAUGGAUAUAACUGAAGGUGAAACUGUCGGAGUAGAUAUACAUGUAGCUACAAGUGGAGAUGGCUUAAUGGAUACUGCUACAGACGAAGGCAUUGAUAAUGCUACAUAUGAAGGAGUAGAUACUUCAAGAGGUGAAGGAGGAGAUACCACUAUGGGUGAGAGUGAAGCUGCUACAAGUGAAACAGUUACCACUGACUAUCCUCACAAGUCCACCGACCCCACCAUCAUUCCACUGUCUGACACUAUUAGAUUGAGCUACUGUAAAAGUUCCGAGUGUGGCUGUAAGUCUGUUCACUGUCCAUUUUGUGACAAGUCACACUUUAAACCUGCCAAGCCUUCACGUGUGAGAGAUCAUCUGGAACUGAAACACUUCGCACACUCAGUAAAGUAUGAUGAUAUGAUCAUUGUGAAAUGUUUUCGAGAUUGUGGUGACAAGCCAAAGGGUCACUAUCAUUGCCCUAACUGUCCAAAACAGUUACUGAAAAGAAAUGCCUUUCAUUCUCAUCUUGUCAAACAUGUAAAAAAUAUGAAAAAAUCUCCAGAUUUGGUGACGGCUCCAGAUGAUAAACUGCCUUCUAAAAUAGUAUUUCAAGGUGACACCCUUCAGUUGUGUAUUGAAAAUUGUGAUACGAGCCUACAGGAACAUUUCCACUGCCAGUACUGUGACCAAAUUUUUGUGGACAGGAGUAUGUUAAUCACACACAUGUGGAGAUGCCAGACAGGAAAGAUCAAUGAGUAUGCCAACACUAAACUAGGACAGGAAUUGGAUCAGUUAAGGGCAGACAACUCUAUAUCUGCAAACUGUUCUCACCCGAAAGAUGUUCCAGACAUCAAGUGGCAUGUGUCUAUUGUACGGAGUGUUGCAGACAUUCCAGUAGAGAAAUGUGAAGAUUCAUCCAGUGAGUUUGGAGGAUAUUACCAUUGUGCUCUUUGCCCUGUUCACAAGUUUAAACCUACCACUGAGGAUCAUCUCCAGGCUCACUACAACCUACACUGGAAAAAACGUAUUCCAUAUAAAGAUUACUAUAUCCUGAUAUGCUACCAACCUUGUCAGGGAACAGAAGAGGAUGUAACCCAGUCAAACUAUCAUUACCAUUGCCCUGUGUGUGGGGAGUGUCGUAAGAGAAGGAACUGCUUCCUACAUCACCUGCGUAUCUGUAAGGGUAACAGAGAAUCAACCCAUAGGUUUGCAGUCACAAAAAACAAAGACAAAAAUGAGGAUGAAGAGUUCUUGCAUGAGGCUGAGGUAGCUGUUGAAUCUCUGACUAAUAUGGAAGCAGUGGUCUUAACUGACUCCUCCAUCGAAACUCCUGCGAUUGGGGAGGUGGCUGAGAGAGAGUGUGUUGUAAGAGAGGAAGAUAUCUUGCCUGAUCCUCUGGCAGUUGAACAAGCCCCUGUGAUAGUUGAAAAUUUCCCAGAAAAUGCUGAGACCUGUGAAGAUAUUUCUUCUAUUGACGUAUAUGAGAAAGUCACUGCCACCUUGUCAAGAAAACUGAUAGAAGCUUUUGACCAAACAACUAUGGAUGAUAUCAUAAGUAAAAUGGCUAUGCAAAUGGAUUUAUCUGUUGGCUGGUCACCAGGGAUCUCUUCUCCUCAGUACACCCUGAGUGGUCGCCUGGAGGACAUUGUACAGGCCAAGCAUCAAUUAUACAAAUGUAUAUUGAAAGUGCAUUCUCCGGAGACUGAUUCAGUAGAACUAUUUAGAAAGGAUGAAUCUCAAGAAGUUUCGAAAGAUGAUGAAACAAAUACAGAUAGUUUAGCAAUGAUAGGACAAAAGACGGAGAACGAGCAAGACGUCAAUAUGGAAAAUGCUGUGAACUCAAAAAGUCUUCCAAUGAAGAGAAAACGUGGUCGUGCCAAGAAAACUUCCAAACUGCAACAAACACAGAAAAACUCUUACUUAUCUAAAGAAAGCUGUGUAGAGAGAAAUUUAUUGAACCAAAGUAUAGACAGUAUGGAUCAUAUUCAGUUACCAGUGAAAUCUGAGACAGGCUCCUCUGCAGAAAAGCAACCCAUUACUGGGAAAAGAAAAGCAAAUUCACAGAAUAUCGAUGAAAAACCAAAUAUUCAUGUAGAUUCUGUUUCUACCGUAAGUUCAAAGCGAUACUCCACCAGAGGGAAAAGACUUGAUUUUUCUGCCAUGGUAAAUGGGAGGAAGGGAUCCUCAGAGGACAACAGCAAUUUAUCAAAGAAAAAUGAUAUAACAGAUAGGAAUACACAGGCUAGAAGCAAAGAAUUUCUUCCCCAAACAGAUAAAAAGUCAUCAGUUGAUUUGACUUUACUUGAAAAAAACACAACCACAAAAUUAACUGAUGCUGAUUCGGUUUUAACAGCAAUAGGGAAUCCUGAACCAAACCUUCCUGUUGACAAAAGAAACAAGGGUGAUUCAGAAGAUAUUUACAGUAAUGUUGAUGAAGAAAUUGAUGAGAUGAUGAUCAUCCAAAAGAGUGCUUCUACACCUUUGACAAAGCGAAGAGGUGACAACAUAGCACAUAUUCCUGCAAUAGUUUUUGAAGAUUCCAUAAAACUCGGAAGGAAGUCUUUGGGUUUUUCUUAUACAAAUAGAAAUGACAGCGAUAUGCAAAUUACAUCAGAUGGCCAGUAUUUAGAGAAUGAGAUACAAGUCAAUGUAGCAGGGGAAGAUUUCGGUGAUGAUGGUGGUGUGAGAGAUAAAUGUAAUUUAUGUGAUUUCAUUCCAGAUAGUUUUACUAGCUUACAACAUCACUUGUUAGAUAUUCAUCAAACACACUGCCCCUUUCGCUGUGACAUAUGUGAAGUAAUCUUUCAAGAUGAAUCAGCUCUCGAAAAUCAUUUGCAUCGAAGACACCAGCCAUUUAAACAAGUCCAGAAAUCGAUAAUAAAUCCAGAAGUUAAACGGAAAUCCGAGUUUGAGAAAAAUCCAAAUAGAAAAGAGUACAGGUGUCUGAAGUGUGACUUCAAAACUUUCCGUUUGAACUGUUUGUAUGCUCACCGGGAAUUUAUACACAAUGACACCCCAGUAUGUGAACAUUGUGGAAAGACCUUUGCUCGAUUCAUGCACAUGCAAACACACAUCCAGGCUGUCCACACAAAAUCAAAAUCAGCUGUGUGUCACAUUUGUGGCAAGAAUUUUGACCAUGUACGAUACAUGAAGGCUCACAUGAAGCGACAUUCUGACAGCAAAGACUAUGCAUGUGAAAUAUGCAACAAAAGGUUCACUGAGCGUACAACUUUGAAGGGACACAUGGAGAUCCACAAGAAGCCAGAAGAACGAUCCUACAGAUAUGUUUGUGACUUUUGUGGAAAACGUUUCCUCAAUAAAAACACUUAUUCUGAUCAUCUUAACAAGCACACAGGAGAAAAACCAUAUUCGUGUGAUAAGUGUAACCAAAAAUUCACCUUCAAGAGUGUACUGGACAAACACAAACUUUUCAAGCACACCACAGUUAAACCAUUCCCAUGCCCAAUUUGUAGAAAAGCCUUCAAAAUGCAACGUCUUCUUAACCAACACCUUGUUACUCACACAGGCCAUAGUGAUUUUGUUUGUGAAGAAUGUGGAAGGUCAUUUUCCUGUAAAAACACCUUAAAGAAUCACAAGCCCAAAUGUAAGGGAGUUGUUUUGAGACAGAAAUCUGGGUCAAAUGUGAUCCUGGUCCUAGCAGAACAGGGCAUGAAUCAGUCGGAACAAGUCUCUUUAUCAAAUGCAGUGAUGUCCCUGGAUCCACAGUCAUCCAAUAUGGAAGCUACACAAAUCCUGACUCCUGAUGGAAUUGUGCAACUUGAAUCUGCCCAGGUCACAGAUAGUUCUAUGACCGAAGAAAGCGAACCAGCUCUGUACAUAUGUAGCGAGUGUAAUGCAGUGUUUGAAACUUUCCAGGAAGUAGAGACUCAUGUUUUAAUGGGGCAUUCAGAUGGAUCUGUAAAAGAUAGUGGAAUACUCCAGCCUCAACCUCUGGUGGAUAACACCAUUUCAACGUCAGGGAGUGAUGCGACGUCGACUCAUCCUAUAAUCGACAUCCAGAACGGGUCUUCUAUGUAUAUCAGUGAGGUGGAAGCUUCCGCACUUGUUAAUCUUGGUGUCAAAGAUCAUCAGAGUAUUUAAAUUUAAUUGUGGUAAUUGCUAUACAUUAUCUGUUUUAGGGAAAAAUUAAAUCAUUAUGUUGUAUUAAUGAAAAUUUAUUAAUUAUUCAGUUUGUCAUCUUUUCAAUUAUAACAUUUCGGUUUGAUUUGUCCACUACUGUUGUUCAGUUUGAAUUGAACUUAAA
This is a messenger RNA of Ylistrum balloti, 4399 nucleotides long. RefSeq lists its product as uncharacterized. Gene Ontology annotation, molecular function: chromatin insulator sequence binding. The transcript is spliced from 12 exons. The record is from RefSeq and is a predicted model, not a curated record. NCBI's taxonomy places the organism in Eukaryota, Metazoa, Mollusca, Bivalvia, Pectinida, Pectinidae. Gene Ontology annotation, cellular component: chromosome. Gene Ontology annotation, biological process: regulation of transcription by RNA polymerase II. Bases 97 to 4236 code for a protein of 1379 amino acids.